Raphanus sativus (radish) is the source of this 933-nucleotide messenger RNA. RefSeq names its product dof zinc finger protein DOF1.5-like. The record is from RefSeq and is a predicted model, not a curated record. Gene Ontology annotation, biological process: regulation of DNA-templated transcription. The transcript has a single exon. Gene Ontology annotation, molecular function: DNA binding; DNA-binding transcription factor activity. Lineage: Eukaryota; Viridiplantae; Streptophyta; Magnoliopsida; Brassicales; Brassicaceae. Bases 119 to 649 code for a protein of 176 amino acids.
AAAGAAAACAAAAAUAACAAAAUCUUCAUCCUAUAAACGUCUCUUCUCUCUUUCAUCAUCGCUGCAAGAAACUUAGCGACAACUCUCUUUCUCUAUCAUCUAUCUCUCUCUCAUUUUCAUGGCGACCCAAGAUUCCCCAGGGAUUAAACUUUUUGGCAAAACCAUAACAUUCAAUGCCAAUAAUAAUAUCAUACAGACGAUUAAGAAAGAAGAAGGGCAGGAACAACAUCCAGAGCUACAAACAAAAGCAGCUGUGAUAUCACCAUCAACAUCGGAUCUAACAGCAGAGAAGCGUCCAGACAAGAUCAUAGCAUGUCCGAGAUGCACGAGCAUGGAGACCAAGUUCUGUUACUUCAAUAAUUACAACGUUAACCAACCAAGACACUUCUGCAAAGGUUGUCAGCGUUAUUGGACCGCAGGUGGAGCUCUCCGGAAUGUUCCCGUCGGUGCCGGUCGUCGGAGGUCCAAACCUCCGGGUCGUGUGGGUGGGUUCUCCGAGUUGCUUGGAGCUGCGACUGGAGCCGUUGGUCAGGUCGAGCUUGACGCUUUGCUGGUGGAAGAGUGGAGAGCAGCUGCGUCUCACAGUGGUUUCCGGCAUGAUUUUCAGGUGAAGAGACUCCGUUGCUACACCGAUGGUCAAUCUUGUUGAUUAUAUUACAUUUUCUGUUAUUUUGUAUUAUUUGUUAUUGUUUCGGGUUUUCCAUUUAACCCGUUAGAAAUAACGUGGUUAAGUUUGUUUUGAUUUGCUUACUGGAUACGUACAGGCUAGCAGCAAAAAUUAACUAGUGAACUAUUUUAUUAGGGGGUUUUAUACUUGCUUAUCUACUAAACAGCUGUCGCUUAUUUCAAUUUCUCUUGUUGAUUUUGUUUAGUUGUAAAGUGAAGCUCGUGGGAUUUUUCUUAUAAAAAGAAAGACGGUGUCGUUGACCAUUA